Molecule: messenger RNA, 1443 nt
Organism: Penicillium alfredii
Lineage: Eukaryota; Fungi; Ascomycota; Eurotiomycetes; Eurotiales; Aspergillaceae
Gene: she9
Product: putative mitochondrion biogenesis protein (She9)
Exons: 2
Coding region: 1-1443 (480 amino acids)
Biological process (GO): inner mitochondrial membrane organization
Cellular component (GO): mitochondrial inner membrane
Source: RefSeq, a predicted model, not a curated record
AUGCAGUCCAUGCCAUUGCUGUUCCGGCGAUCGAUUCGGUCUAGCUUACAAUUCACACGGACAUCCUCCCGGCCGUUGCGAGUGCCAUACCAUCCGACAACCCCGAAUGCCUUCCCCGUCAGGACGCCAACACCACGGCCCUUCUCCGUAUGCCUACAAUGCCAAUUCCGCUCAAGCUUAAGGUCCCAUGCCGCCUUUGACGAGAAAGAUAAGGGGGCUGCCGAUCCCGCGAACGUGGCGCAGGACGUGAAAGAGGUCGACUCGGGCAAAGCGACGCCAUUCCCGGAGGUGGAUGCGGGGGCUCCUCGCGCUGCUUUUUCCAUGGAGGCAGAGAAAGACCUAGUUGCGGAAGCAUUACAAGCCAAGGAUCCCGAGAAGAUCCAUUUGGAUCAACAGGAGCUCAGGCAACGCAAAGAGCAAGCGGAUGGUACCCCGAGCGGUGGCCUCCCGUCAUACCUGGAGAGCCGCCGGUCCCAAAUGUCCAAACAAUUCAGUGCGAUGAUGGAUAACCUCCAGUCCAAUGUCUUCGUGGCUGGCCAACGCCUGAACGACCUCACGGGGUAUUCCGGUAUCGAGGCUCUUAAGAAUGAGAUCCAUACCCAAGAAACUCGACUCCGCACAGCCCGCGCCCACGUCCGACAAGCCAAGGAAGACUACAGCGCGGCCAUUACCCGCCGCUCGACGUCGCAGCGCGAAGUCAACGAGCUCCUGCAGCGCAAGCACGCAUGGUCCCCAACGGAUCUGGAGCGCUUCACCCUCCUUUACCGGAAUGACCACACCAAUGAGGUCGCCGAGACCGAGACUCAAGAAGCCCUGUCCGCGGCCGAGCGCGAGGCCGAGGAGGCCGCAGCGCAGUUGAGCAAGAGUAUCCUCUCGCGAUACCACGAGGAGCAGGUGUGGUCCGACAAGAUCCGUCGCAUGAGUACCUGGGGCACCUGGGGGCUGAUGGGCAUGAACGUGCUGCUGUUCUUGAUAUUCCAGAUCGCCGUCGAGCCCUGGCGCCGACGGCGACUGGUCAAGGGAUUCGAGGACAAAGUUGUGGAGGCCAUCGAGAAGGAGAAGGCCUUAAACCAAGCUGCUGCCGCUGGCGGUAGUGCCGCGCUCUCGGUGACCCCGACGGCUGCUCCACUCGAGGAGUCUACCUCUGAAAACACCUCUACUGAGCUCAUUGCUAACAAGGAUGCUCCUGUUGCCGCUGUCGAAAUCCCUGCCGACACUACCCCCACCACGUCUGCCCAUCCGUCUCAAUCUCUCCACUCCCGUCUCUCUGAUAUCCCGUCUCCGUUCGUCUCUCUCGAAUACUGGCGCCAGGCUGCCCACGAGCUCUUCAGCGAUCGCAGCCUUGCCCUCUCUCAGCGCGAUCUCACCACUGUUGCCAUUCAAAGCGCUGCCGCUGGUGCGACCGUGAUGGGUUUGGUGAUUGCCCUGCUCCGACCCAAUUGA